AUGAGCCAAGUUUCCGAUUACGGUUCAUAUAUGCCACCGAAGACAUUUGUGCUUUGCUUUGAUGGGACGGGGAAUAAGUUCUCCGGCACGGAGGCGGAUUCUAAUGUUUUGAAAAUUUUUCGGAUGCUAGAUAGAAACCAGGGACGCCAUUUCCAUUACUAUCAGCCUGGGAUUGGAACUUAUGUUUCCACCGCCUCGCUCUCAAACACUGGCCUUCUAUCACGCAUCAAAGGGUCGUAUAUGAAGGCAAAGGACUCCGCUGUGGGUUCGUCCUUUGCUGAGCAUGUCGUUGGCGGCUACCGAUUCCUGAUGCGAUACUACUCUCCUGGAGAUGACAUAUACUUUUUUGGCUUCAGUCGGGGUGCAUAUACCGCACGUUUCCUAGCCGAAAUGCUAGAUUUCGUUGGUUUACUUACCGCAGGAAACGAAGAGUUGGUCCAUUUCGCGUGGAAGACAUUUUCUAAAUGGCAGCAAAGAAGUGGUGACAGCGAAGAGGAUAAGCUAGAAAAAAUGAAGUUGUUUAGAUAUAUGAAGGCCUUCCGUGAAACCUUCAGCCGCCCGAUUAAGCAGAUUCGAUUCUUAGGACUGUUCGAUACGGUGAAUAGUGUUCCGAGUUUCGAAUCCGCAUGGAUGCAGAGGAACAAGUUUCCUUACACUGCACGAAGUUCGGCAAAGGUCAUCCGACAUGCCGUAGGUAUUGACGAACGCAGAGCUAAAUUUCGACAAGACUUGAUAUCCGAAUGCCGUCACUGCACAGUGAAGCAAUAUUCAGCGGCCCGGAGAUACAGUCGCUGGAGAGCUCGUCUCCGUGGGAAAAGCGCAGAGUCGCGCAAGGAUACCGGUAGACGCACAGAUACAUGUGCCAAGGAGAUCGACGAUAAGGGACAUAAGCAUAGCAAUGGCCAUCGCAAUGGCCAUAGCAACGGUCACAGCAACGGUCAUGAGAACAGCCAUGGGAACCGCCAACGGCAAUUCUCACCCAGCCGAGCGGAUUCCUAUGAAGUGGAAGAUAGGUAUCGCCCACCAACGAGCCAGGGAGCUGGGAGGGACCCUUUGCAUCUGUCAGCACACCAGCCUUGCGACCUGGAUUCGGAAAUUGCAUCUGUGCGGAGCGGGAACUCGCAAAUGUCGCUGAGCCGGGGCCACAAUAUCGAUACUGACGACGGUGCGCAAGACAUCCAAGAAGUGUGGUUCCCAGGUGGCCAUGCAGAUAUUGGAGGCGGGUGGGAACUUAGGCCUCAGGAAAGGUGGCCCCUUAGCCACGCUCCAUUGGUGUGGAUGGUGCAGGAGGCUCAAAAGGCUGGGCUGCAAUUCGAUGAGCGCAAACUACGGCAGUUUAAAUGCAAUAAUCCAUACCCAGGCGGCAAGCAGAGCGUACGGCUCGAAAUGCCAUCCGUUGUUAUUACCGAUGAACAUGGAGCUUCUCCUGCUGAUCCCGACCUUGAAUGUCAUCCAAGUGAUAGCAAUGAUAAUAGCAAUCACGCCUUGGACAUUGUUGGGUCCAUGGUAGACGAAGAAUUUCACACCGCUCUCCAUUCUUCGAGCACACAAGGGCACCUUCACGACUGCCUCGAAUUUGGUAGCGGGUUAUCGGCGAUAUCAGUGAUCAUAUGGAAGAUCAUGGAGUAUCUCCCAUUCCGCCGAAUGGAUCUGCAAGCUGACGGGAGUUGGAAGCCGAUUCGCUGGCCUCUUCCCUGUGGCGAAGUACGGGAUAUCCCUGCGGAUGCUCAUAUCCAUGUAAGUGCAAUCCGGCGUAUGAGGGCGGACAAGAACUAUCGACCGGGGAAUUUGAUUCUGGGAGGUGGUGGACGAGGAGUGAGGCGCGCGCCAGAACAUUUGGGCAUUGGGGAAUGGGUGGUUGCAGCGAACGAGGGGGAUGUAGUGCGAGAGACAUACAUGAGAAAGGCUCGCGGUGGUUGUUGCCCAACUAGCGUGAGUAAGUCCCGGGAGCAGGUGGCUCUUAGACCGGACAACAGCACUUAAUCAGGUUUUUGAUCCCCUGAAAAGUCCCUGCUUGUUUUGCGCUAAAUGGGUCACAUAUUGGCCUCCUUAUUGAUCAGCCAUGCGUUUGAUUUGAAUGUGAACUCCUCAGAGCUAUAAUGCCCUACUAUAACAGCUCAACCUUCUCUUGUUUCUUGAUUAGCUGAAAGUCUCCAUAUAAUCCUUUGAAAAUGAGACAUUUCUAUUUGUAAGUUAGUUUUCUACC
Messenger RNA from Coccidioides immitis RS, 2206 nucleotides. RefSeq lists its product as uncharacterized. The record is from RefSeq and is a predicted model, not a curated record. The transcript has 2 exons. NCBI's taxonomy places the organism in Eukaryota, Fungi, Ascomycota, Eurotiomycetes, Onygenales, Onygenaceae. The coding region runs from base 1 to 1983 and encodes 660 amino acids.